UGGCUCUUCAGUCAAGGUCCCAUUUCGCUCUGGACAUUUAUAAGGUAGGUAUCGUCCAGUAGAUCUCAACCCUUCACAGCUCGGUUGGCUGCUAGUCAUAUUUCUAAUGAGUAAUGGCAUCGACGACACUCAACACAGCUAGCAAUGGACUUGGUGCGAAGAGCACUGUGAAGACGGGUUCGGCAGUACGUGGCGCAUCGCUUCUCAUCAUCCUCCAGAUCGCCUCGCGCGCUGUCACCUUUCUCGCCAACCAGUUACUACUGCGCUUCCUCACUGCCCAGCGACUUGGCGUGUCUGCACAGCUUGAAGUCUAUUACCUUUCAGUCUUGUUCUUUGCACGCGAGAGUUUGCGCGUCGCCACCCAACGACAGGGAACCAAUGACAGCAGCCACGGUAAAGAUGGCAACAGGCCUAGUGGACAAUCUCAACACGAGGGGUCAGAAGGACUAAGUGCAGGCGCAAGGGACAGCCAAUCCCUCAUCAAUAUCUCCCACCUGUCGCUUGGCCUGGGUCUUGUAUCAUCACUGGGAUUGGGCUGGGCUUACCUUCGAUAUAUCGAUGUGGCCACGGCGUCAACGCCAUAUCUAGACACAGCACUACAUAUAUACGGCAUCGCCGCUUUGGUUGAGCUUCUUUCUGAGCCUGCAUUUGUCGUCUUGCAGUACCGACUACGGUUCGGACCCCGUGCCGCGGCUGAGUCUGUAGCCACUUUCUUGCGAUGUCUCGUUACCUUUGGUGCCGCCAAUUGGGGGUGGAAGCAAAGCUUGGAUUUAGGCGUAUUGCCCUUUGCCCUCGGCCAGCUUGCAUAUGGUGUAGGACUGCUGACCGUUUACUUAUGGUACGGUGUCAUGCUGGCAAAGUCCGAGGGGUUCUCCCUCUUCCCACGUCGUCUAAGCAGGGACAUGACAAUAAGCGCGGCAAGGGGGCAGCCGCUACCCAAUGACAGCUACAUCCUCGGCUACUUUUUCUUGCCUACCCUUCAACUGGCUGCUAGUCUCAUGUCUCAGUCGCUUGUUAAGCACAUCCUGACGCAGGGCGACACUUUCCUCGUUUCGAUCCUCUCCGACCCCCAAUCUCAGGGUGUUUACGCGCUCGCCAACAACUACGGAAGUCUUCUCGCUCGCCUUGUCUUUCAACCUAUCGAGGAAAGUAGUCGGAACUACUUUAGUAAGCUCCUAUCAUCCCCGUCCAUGUCGACCGCAGGGAAAAGGACACAAGAUAAGACAGUGGCGACGACGCAGGUCCACAAAGCGCGGAACGAUCUUCAGGCACUCCUCAAGUUCUAUGUCCUUCUUAGCAUCAUUGUCGUCAGCAUUGGUCCUUACGCUGCACCACUUCUUGUGCAGAUCGUUGCGGGACCACGGUGGUCUGGCAGCGGUGCCGGUGCCGUUCUAGCAAGGUACUGUUUGUACAUUCCGCUGCUGGCAGUGAAUGGCGUUGCCGAAGCCUUCGUUUCAUCUAUCGCUACUAAAUCUGAGGUUCAUCGUCAAAGUCUCUGGAUGGGUGCCUUCAGCUGCAUAUUUGCUAUCGCUGGCUUUGUUUCACUACGCAUAUUUCACCUGGGGGCCGUCGGACUAGUGUACGCAAAUGCAAUCAACAUGACUUGUCGCAUCAUAUGGAGCGGCGCUUUUAUCUCCCAAUACUUUCGACUAAAUGGCGUAGACUUUGGAUGGAGUGAGCUUGUACCUAGUGGGACUGGUCUCUACGUUUUAGGCACGGCUAUGCUCUGGGCUGCCUUGUUAAGAGCUGGAAUUUCGGUGGGCAUUAUCUCAUCAAAUGUCUUUCAGGACCUAAUAACGGUUGGUGUUGCCGCGGUGCCCUACGUUGGUCUUAUUGCUUACGCCGAACGCCACUACCUCAUGAGUUGCUACCUAUCUAUACGUGGCCAUCGGAAUGCCCUAUGAACCUUAUAUUGUGAAUCAUAUAGUGGAAACUUUCGAUGUUUUCCCUGAACUUUAACAGAAUGUUCUCCUGGACUUGUGAUCUGAUUUAGUCAUCAAACGUGAUCUUGGUGCCUUUCUGCGACAUGUCGACAUCCUUGAAGAAGGCACCAUAAGUGCUGUGUGCCUUUUUCUUGACUGUGGUUCCAAAUUUGAGCAGCUCGUCUGGUAUAGGCUGAC
Xylaria bambusicola is the source of this 2120-nucleotide messenger RNA. Its product is annotated as Rft-1-domain-containing protein. Gene Ontology annotation, cellular component: endoplasmic reticulum membrane. Gene Ontology annotation, biological process: dolichol-linked oligosaccharide biosynthetic process; glycolipid translocation. The coding region runs from base 114 to 1904 and encodes 596 amino acids. NCBI's taxonomy places the organism in Eukaryota, Fungi, Ascomycota, Sordariomycetes, Xylariales, Xylariaceae. The record is from RefSeq and is a predicted model, not a curated record. The transcript has 2 exons.